CUCCACCCACUCACCAUUAUUUCCAGGUGGGGAGCGCAGUCUAGCGGGGAGGGACUUUAACGGGUCUCUCUUCUUUAAAAGUAGAUUUAUUUCUUUACGGGCACACAAAUUAUCACUUUUGAGGGACGCAUUCACUCGUGGAGCGACAUCAGAAGACGCAAACAUGGGAAGAGCGAAUGUGUGGCUGAAACGGGCUUUUAUUUUCGUGAUAAGUCUGAUCGCGAUAAUCAGCUUGUUGCUGCUGGGAUUCAGUCUUUUUAGCCAUGGACACUUACACCAACAGGAAGAGGCAGAACGCGAGAUUGCAGCCAUACAUAUUAUGUAUGUUAUUGCUGUUGUAAUUAUUCUCUUGACCAUCUUUGGCGCAAUCGGUGUCUGGAAAGAGAAACAGUGGGCCCUAAUAGUGUAUGCAGUUGGAAUGAUUCUGAGCAGUCUUGUCAUGUUGGUGCUUAAUAUUCAAGGACUGGCUUCACAAUCUCAGGUACGUGAAGAAUUGAAGAAGCAGUACCUGAACCUUUUACCCCUGGUUAAUUCUACUGAAGUCCUCGAUGAUAUACAGACAGAAGUAUGUAAGACUUUGCAGUGUUGCGGACUUGAGAGCUACCAGGACUGGAAGUUCAACAUCCCAAAUUCCUGUCUAUGCGCCAACAAGUCCACUAAUCCAUGUGUGGCGGCUCCUAGAAACAGCAGCCUGUUUAACAGCCAGAAGGGCGACGGGCCUAUUAUGAUUUAUGAAAAGGGAUGCCUUCCAUACUUCAUCGAGACCAUAAUGAGUGUGAUUAGGACUGUGUUGGGCGUAACAAUGGGAAUCAUGUUAUUGUGGAUAUUGUCAGCAGUAUUGUGUAUAGCCAUCUUGUGCCAGCUCGAUCGGAAGAAAGACACCCCUGCAGUGGUCUACAGUGCAGAGGCAAAAGCAGGCAACUACACCACCCUCACAGAGGUUUCAGACCACUCCUGAUUUCUUUGUUUCUGAUUCAGCGUGUUAAGCAAAGCUAAGGCAAACCUUGGAGGCAAUGGGAUUAAUAGAAGACGUUAUGAUGAUUGGAUAUAUUGACUAUAUUAUACCAUGCAAGUGUAUUUUGAACUUCUUUGUUAAGGGUAUUUUCUAUUCACUAUGUAAUCCCUAAUGAGCUGUACAUUUGGGCUGUGCCACAAAAAACAAAACUGUGAAAGACUAUGUUCCUUUUUUGAUCAAUAUUUCUAUCCAGUAUAACCAAAAGGGAUAUGAUAAGUGACAGAGUGUCUUAACCGCUUUGCGCCUUUGAGCUCUGUGUUUAGAGACUUGUGGUAAUUCUGCCCUGACAUGGAGUGUAAUCUAGUACCUCUGUGAUUUUUAGCACCGGCAAGCAAGAAACUAAGUAAAAAUUCAGAGUUUAAAGCUAAUGUGCUCAGCAAAAAAGCACUUAUGAAUAGUAUGGGUGAAUUAAAGCUUAACUGAUAUUUUGUAGUUUGGUAGCUUUUCAUUUUUCUUUAACUCUGACUCUUUUUUUUUUUUUUUUCAUUCAAAGCUUUUUAAUACUCUCAUAUUUGAUAAGACGGGGGUUUAGUAUAAGGUGCCUUUUUUCAUUGCUCCGUAUCGUUUAGAUCAGCUGCUAAAGAAAAAAAAAAUCCUUCAAUCCACUUUCUUCCUUAGCCUUGCUGUGGCACAUCCCACAUCCUUUAUCCACUGCAUAAAUGAAAGGACAAAAGGAAAAUAUACAGCUUACAGUUUACACCUCUAACUGUCUAAACCACAGUUAAUGUAUCGAUUCUUGUUCCCUAGGUUUGUGGGAACAUUUUAGAAAAAUUCGAAAAUUCAUUGUGUAAUAAAAUGUUUUAUAUUCCCUUCA
Oreochromis aureus is the source of this 1829-nucleotide messenger RNA. Its product is annotated as 23 kDa integral membrane protein-like. NCBI's taxonomy places the organism in Eukaryota, Metazoa, Chordata, Actinopteri, Cichliformes, Cichlidae. The transcript is spliced from 9 exons. The coding region runs from base 164 to 958 and encodes 264 amino acids. The record is from RefSeq and is a predicted model, not a curated record. Gene Ontology annotation, cellular component: membrane.